Messenger RNA from Drepanopeziza brunnea f. sp. 'multigermtubi' MB_m1, 861 nucleotides. RefSeq lists its product as uncharacterized. Lineage: Eukaryota; Fungi; Ascomycota; Leotiomycetes; Helotiales; Drepanopezizaceae. The record is from RefSeq and is a predicted model, not a curated record.
AUGGCGACUAGACAUUAUACCAGAGCAAACCAAAAUGCCAAAGGAGCUAUGAUGCCUUGUAACGAAUCUGAGGAUUGGAAAGGUGUUGAAAUCGAAUUUGAAGUUGAUGCACGCUUGUUGGCAAGGCAACAAGCCGCGGGUCGGCAAAAACCUCUGGACCGCGACCGUGCUUUGACUCCAGUCGGUCCAUCAAAUUUUGAGUUCUCGAGAAAACCACUCUUACAGUUUCCUCAGUCAACUGCAACGAUGAGGUCGACAAUGCUCCGCCAGCUCUUCCUCGCGCCUCCUGCGAUGCGCAACUCCCUAGUUUCCGUCCCUCCACGGAUGAUGCCAACUCUCUCAUUCUCACGACAGUACUCGAUGCUCCCCAGCGUCAUCCAGAAAGACUUCUGGCUCGGCAUGAUCCCUAAACCACUACGCAAGAGCUCUCCCAGCGCAGCUCUGAAGAAGAAGGCACGUUCCAAGGAGUGGAAUCCCGCGACCUUCUUCAUCGCUAUAUUUCUGCUCAUCGGGUCCAUGUCCAUCCAGAUGAUCGCGUUGCGAAACGAGUUCGCUGCGUUCAGUCGCCGCGCGGACGCGCGGAUCGGGUUGCUGAAGGAGAUUAUUGAAAGGAUACAGAAGGGUGAGGAUGUAGAUGUCGAGGGGCUGCUGGGGACGGGCGAUGCUGUUAGGGAGAGGGAGUGGGAAGAAGUUUUGCAGGAAAUCGAGCGGGAAGACGAAGCCUGGGAGAAGUCACGGAAAAGCAAGCCAAAGCAUGGACGAAACCUCGAGGAUGCUAAUGCUGCUACUGCGAAACCACAUAUCACCGAGGCACAACCUGUCGAAAAGCCAAAGUCAAAUGCUCCAUCUGGCUUCUAUUAG